AUGUUAUUUAAGGUCGAGAUUGAGGAGAUCGUCAUCCACGGGGAGGAACCCAUGUCCGGGAUGGAUCACCGCCGCCGACGGCAGCUUCAGUCUUCCUGCCGCGAUGAGGAGCCUAGGAGAAUUACUGCUCCGGCGGCCAAUAUCACCGUCAACACCUCUCCGGCAGUCAGGAGAGGAGCGAAGGGUGAAGAAAAGAGGAAGAGUAGCGCGGAGGACAAGCAGCGGAGAAGGCACAUCGCCGCAGAGCGCAAUCGACGGAUGAUGAUGAACCUCCACUUCAGCUCCCUCUGCUCCCUUCUUCCACCAUCGUUCCUCCAGCGGGUGUGGCUCUUCCCUCGGAGAAUCAUCAUCUCUCAUCUCCCUCGUAGUGAUUCUUCGGAUCUUAACCUCGUCCCUUUGACCUAAAGGGAGACCAGGCAUCCAUCGUCGGUGGGACCAUCGAUUUCAUCAAGGUGAUGGAGCAGCUGCUCCAGACUCUCCUCGCCGAGAAGCGGAUGAGAUCUGGCGGCGCCUCGACCGCACUCUCUCCUCUCACGGUGGCAGCCCAUUCUCUGUACGCUUACUGUCCCUCAAACCAGGAUACAACUUUCACGUCGAUCCCACAGUCCACUGCCGCACCACGAGAGGAAGAAGCGGGGGAGGAUCAGUUCGACGGCAGUAACGGUGGUGGGGACCCGACGACGGUGGCGGACGUUGAAGCGACGGUUGUGCAGUCGCAAGUGAAUAUACGGGUACUGUCGAGACGGCGGCCGGGGCAGUUGGUGAGAGCGGCGGUGGAGCUGGAGAAGGUGCACCUAUCGGUGCUCCACCUCAGCGUUACCUCCUUCACCGAUGCCGUUCUUUGCUCCCUCAUCCUCAAGGUAAACCCUAUUGUCUCCACGGUUUUAGUCAUAUUUUUGCAGCGGAAGGGCCUUCAUCUCCUUGGCCAUUCGCAUAUUUCCUGCAUGUGGUUGGACAGAUGGAAGAAGGCUGCGAGCUGACCUCGGCGGAUGAGAUAGCAACCGUUGUGCAUGAAAUCUUCUCGUCGAUCGCCACUUGCGGCUGA
Molecule: messenger RNA, 1045 nt
Organism: Spirodela intermedia
Lineage: Eukaryota; Viridiplantae; Streptophyta; Magnoliopsida; Alismatales; Araceae
Source: the annotation of a GenBank genome assembly